CCUAAAGAAAAUCUUUACCGACUUAUUCAAACAGCACAAAUAUUUAAUCUAGUUACACUUCCGUACAUUAUUCAUAUCACAAAGAAUUCAAAGUGAAAGAAUCGUAUACUGCCAUUAUGACAAACAAUAUGUAAAUACCUAGUUUACUCUCGCUAGAAUUGCAAAAGAAACGGUGACAGGUGACACAGUGCGCUAAUGACAUAUGGACCCAUUUCUCCAAAAGGUGUUAAAAAUCAUAAUUUGUCGUGACAUGCGAUGGUUUCAAGAACGCAACUGUCUCCGUUAGUUGUCCUUCGGUCGUCUCUUAGCCUUGACUCUGACUAAAAUGGUUAAAUACGAGGUUUUGUUCGGAAUAUUCAUUAUAAACACAGUGAUUAAUAUUAGCUUAGUGUCUUCAAUUUUCACCACUAAGAAUGUCGAUUGUGGUAGUUACGGAUUUAUUUGCGAUGGAGCGUCAAGAUUAAGGCUUUGCGAGGGUGACAAAAUUCUCGGUCCAGCAUUCAUUUGCCCGGCCAACACCAUCUGCAAUGAAGAGUCGAGUGACGUUUGUGAAAACGCUAUAAACUACAUUGAUCCGUCCCUCACCAGGGAUCUACGUUGCUAUCGCAGUGAAAGAAUAGCCGACACGAGCGUACCCGAUUGCAAGGGAUAUAUUCUGUGCAUUCCUAACAAGAAUCGCUUUCAAGGUAUCAAGUUUAAGUGCUCUGGAAACACGAUUUUCAACGGAUAUACACGAACAUGUACCGUGCCUGAAAAGUACAAGUGCCCCUUAGGCAAUUCGACUAAGACAAAAGUACAAUAUUUCGGUCAAGCUAAUAGAAGGGCUGAUACCAACCGUGGUUCUCAUAAUCCUAGUUCGAAUGGUCAAGGACAAAGACCCAUUGAUUGUAAGAGCUACAGAUUCACAGUCACGCAAGACGACAGCCCUACGCGGGCGACAUACUUCUGUCCUUCGAGACCCGUUAGAGGAGAGUCCACAGUCCGAUGCACGGUAUUCUCAAACAAUUUCUGCAUAACUUUGGAAAGAGAUGACCAGGAUCAAUUUAUUCAGAACUCAGGCGCGGCGUAUCGGAAACCUCGAUAGAUUGCGUUUUUCGCAACUAAG
This is a messenger RNA of Maniola jurtina (meadow brown), 1105 nucleotides long. RefSeq lists its product as uncharacterized. Gene Ontology annotation, cellular component: extracellular region. The transcript has 2 exons. The record is from RefSeq and is a predicted model, not a curated record. Lineage: Eukaryota; Metazoa; Arthropoda; Insecta; Lepidoptera; Nymphalidae. Bases 326 to 1084 code for a protein of 252 amino acids. Gene Ontology annotation, molecular function: chitin binding.